AUGCCACUCAGUCGUUGGGGCUGCCCUGAUAGAUUGAUGUGGCAUUUUCACAAGCAAGGAGUUUACACGGUACGGUCUGGAUAUGGUCUUGCGUUGUAUUUGAAACGAAAUGGGGAAUUAGGCUUUAAAGGGGAUGGGGAAGGCAGCAGGCAGUCCAAUCAGGCUGCUGUUUGGAAAGGAAUCUAG
This is a messenger RNA of Prunus armeniaca (apricot), 186 nucleotides long. The record is from the annotation of a GenBank genome assembly. Lineage: Eukaryota; Viridiplantae; Streptophyta; Magnoliopsida; Rosales; Rosaceae.